This is a messenger RNA of Acaulospora colombiana, 1107 nucleotides long. NCBI's taxonomy places the organism in Eukaryota, Fungi, Glomeromycota, Glomeromycetes, Diversisporales, Acaulosporaceae. The record is from the annotation of a GenBank genome assembly.
CCGACAAGUCCAUGUCCAUUUUACUCGGACGUCCCAUCUGCCUUCGCGAUGAAGACUGUACACUUCACUUCCCCAAAGAAGUCGAUGAUGAAUAGUAAGUCUAUCAACCGUCCAGUUCGCGCAACCUCUCCUCUUCUGCUCGCGACCCCCUCAUCCCACCCCGGAUAUCGGUCUCUCCAUUCUUGGGCAUCGGUCACUUAUUCUCAAACUCAAUGGGCGAAUUGCCUGAUUGAGAUAACUAUCACUUCCACUGCAAUUCUGCCUCAACCAGCCGGCAAGACUGCCAUCGUUUCUGGGCUGAACUACAUCACCCGGAUCUUCGCCCUAUUGGGCGAGAUCCUCGUCCGCAUCCGAGUGGACAAGCGUUCUCCCCCACAAGGUCCUUUCGCUACCGCUCGCCUUGAGGAAGUGCGCUCGCUUCAUGCACGCAUCCUCGGCGCCCUUGCUCAUGCCCCUGCCCCUCUCCGUCUCAAGAACAUUGGAAUGGGCGGCCCUGGCCAUGUCACCAACGGCGUUAAUGGUACGCAAGUUGGCUCAGUAGCGGUCGGUGCCAAUGGUGUCGGCGCUGGUGUUACUACUGGGGCCGGUGACUGGCCGGGAGGUGCUGGUUUCAGGCAGGCGACCUUCCAGGAAGUCAGAGAGUUCUUUGACAAUCCCAAGGCAUCGCGUUCGCACGCGAGCAAUCCAUUCCUGGUGAUGCAGGCGAAUCUCUAUGUGACACAGCAAUUGGUUCGCUUUGUCAUUGAGCAGUAUCGCGACGAGCUGAUGCUCUCGAUGCACGCUGCCACUGGAGAGGAGAUCGAGCAAUCUUCUCAGGAGGACCGCGAAGCUGUGGCCAGCGACCUUCUCAACGUCCUACACAGCAUCCCCAUCCAAGCCAUCGCUACCAACGGCCCGUCGCUGGUCCACAAAGUCCGCUUCGUUGCGUCGACAUUGUUGGACGCUGUCCGAAAGGCAGAGACCGCUCCGGUCUCGGCGGCGAGAGCUCAUGCUUACCUCUGGGACUUCCUUUCUAUUCUGUCCGAGAUCGAAAGGAACUAUCUGCUCGAUGACGACGUCGAUGGGGCUAGCAACGGUGAUGGUGUCCCCCUCCUCAACAGCGCAUGA